GUCACACCAAAAGGAAGACGAAUGACUUGGCGGCUAGUGUAAUAGUUUUAAAAAUGACCACAUAAUCUCACCAGCCUCAAAACCUCACGACACGUCAUUCUCUCCAAUUCUACAAACACCAUUCAUUUCAUUUCCCUAAAAAAUUAUGGCUCAUGUAAGUUUCUUUGAUGUGUGAACUGUGGAAGAGACUACUCUCAUCAACCAUGAACCAUAAAAACUCCACCGCUCUUUCUCUCCCUCAAUCAUUUACAUCUCUUCCUUAAAUCUCUCUUCCCACCAUCAUCAUUCCAAACCAAUUCUCUCUCACUUCUUUCUGGUGAUCAGAGAGAUCGACUCAAUGGUGAGCUUUUGCGAGCUUUGUGGUGCCGAAGCUGAUCUCCAUUGUGCCGCGGACUCUGCCUUCCUCUGCCGUUCUUGUGACGCUAAGUUCCAUGCCUCAAAUUUUCUCUUCGCUCGUCAUUUCCGGCGUGUCAUCUGCCCAAAUUGCAAAUCUCUUACUCAAAAUUUCGUUUCUGGUCCUCUUCUUCCUUGGCCUCCACGAACAACAUGUUGUUCAGAAUCGUCGUCUUCUUCUUGCUGCUCGUCUCUUGACUGUGUCUCAAGCUCCGAGCUAUCGUCAACGACGCGUGACGUAAACAGAGCGCGAGGGAGGGAAAACAGAGUGAAUGCCAAGGCCGUUGCGGUUACGGUGGCGGAUGGCAUUUUUGUAAAUUGGUGUGGUAAGUUAGGACUAAACAGGGAUUUAACAAACGCUGUCGUUUCAUAUGCGUCUUUGGCUUUGGCUGUGGAGACGAGGCCAAGAGCGACGAAGAGAGUGUUCUUAGCGGCGGCGUUUUGGUUCGGCGUUAAGAACACGACGACGUGGCAGAAUUUAAAGAAAGUAGAAGAUGUGACUGGAGUUUCAGCUGGGAUGAUUCGAGCGGUUGAAAGCAAAUUGGCGCGUGCAAUGACGCAGCAGCUUAGACGGUGGCGCGUGGAUUCGGAGGAAGGAUGGGCUGAAAACGACAACGUUUGAGAAAUAUUAUUGACAUGGGUCCCGCAUUAUGCAAAUUAGGACAUUUAGUGUUUAGUGCCUUAAUUAUAGUUUGUGUCAUUGAUCUGUUUGAUCUUUCUUUUCAACGUAAACUAAAAAUGGUCUGAACCAAUUGAGAUGAUAGAUAUUUCUUUAGAGGAGAUUUAAUUUUUUUAAUCAACAGUAAGAAGAUUUUAGAAACGGAAUAAUGGUAAUCCAAUAGUCAUUAUCAGGUUCUUUUGAGAUGAAAUUGAAAUCUUUUCUUUCCCAA
Molecule: messenger RNA, 1283 nt
Organism: Arabidopsis thaliana (thale cress)
Lineage: Eukaryota; Viridiplantae; Streptophyta; Magnoliopsida; Brassicales; Brassicaceae
Gene: BBX32
Product: B-box 32
Exons: 1
Coding region: 338-1015 (225 amino acids)
Cellular component (GO): nucleus
Molecular function (GO): zinc ion binding
Source: RefSeq, marked reviewed